Micropterus salmoides (largemouth bass) is the source of this 5092-nucleotide messenger RNA. RefSeq names its product cereblon (gene crbn). Lineage: Eukaryota; Metazoa; Chordata; Actinopteri; Centrarchiformes; Centrarchidae. Gene Ontology annotation, biological process: protein ubiquitination. The record is from RefSeq and is a predicted model, not a curated record. The transcript has 11 exons. Gene Ontology annotation, cellular component: Cul4A-RING E3 ubiquitin ligase complex. Bases 54 to 1400 code for a protein of 448 amino acids.
GCUGCACACCGAAGAAGCCGUAGAAGAAGAGUUAGUAUUGUAAACACAAGGAUAUGGCUGACGAGAGAGGUGGAGGUGAAGACAACAUUAACGACAACAUGGGGAACCAGUUACAGCUCUUACCAGACAAUGAGGAAGAGGAGGAGGAAGAUGACAUGGAGACUGAAGACCGAGACAGUGAGGAGGCAGAGAAGCCCAACAGCAUCAACUUUGACCCCAGUCUCCCCACAUCACAUGCUUACCUGGGUUCAGACAUGGAGGAGUUUCACGGCCGUACGGUCCACGAUGACGACAGCUGUCAGACCAUCCCUGUGCUGCCACACACAUCUGUGAUGCUGGUGCCCGGUCAGACGCUGCCUCUGCAGCUCUUCAGGCCUCAGGAGGUCAGCAUGAUGAGGAGCAUCAUCCAGAGAGACCGCACCUUUGCUGUGCUCGCACACAGUGACGCAGGUGAGCCGGAGGCGGAGUUUGGGACGACAGCUGAAAUCUAUGCAUACCGAGAGGAGCAGGAAUAUGGCAUUGAAACUGUCAAAGUGAAAGCUGUGGGAAGGCAGAGAUUCAAAGUCCAUGAGAUAAGAACUCAAGCAGACGGGAUCAGACAAGCCAAAGUACAGAUCCUUCCAGAACGAAUCCUUCCAGAUCCCCUCUCUGCCGUGCAGCUCACACCCCUCUCCAGGCUCCACAUGCACCCCUCCUCCAAACCCCCGACUCUGACCUGCAAACAAGCCCAGUGCUGGUGGAAUAACUACCAACAGAGGAAGUUUCAGUGUGCCAGCAUGACGCCGUGGCCACCCUGGGUCUACGCACUCUACGACUCUGAGUCGCUCAUGAACAGAGUGAAGAAACAGCUCCAUGAAUGGGACGAGAAUCUGAAGGAUGACUCUCUCCCUACGAAUGCCAUAGACUUCUCCUACAGAGUGGCGGCCUGUCUGCCCAUAGACGACGCUUUGCGGCUCCAGCUGCUGAAGAUCGGCAGUGCCAUCCAGAGACUUCGCUGUGAGCUGGACAUCAUGGACCGGUGCACGUCACUCUGCUGUAAGCAGUGCCAGGACACAGAAAUCACCACCAAAAAUGAGAUCUUCAGCCUGUCUCUGUAUGGUCCCAUGGCUGCAUACGUCAACCCACAUGGUUACGUCCAUGAAACCCUGACUGUCUACAAAGCCAACAACCUCAAUCUGGUUGGCAGGCCGUCCACACUGCACAGCUGGUUUCCAGGGUACGCCUGGACAAUUGCUCAGUGCCGGAACUGCGGGUCUCACAUGGGUUGGAAGUUCACAGCCACCAAGAAGGACUUGUCUCCACCUCGUUUCUGGGGUCUGACUCGUUCAGCUUUGCUCCCCCGUAUCCCCCAGGGCGAUGGGGAGGAGGGCAGAGAGGGCUCUCGUCUCUUCUGCCUGUGAUGUGGGACCAUCAUUUCCCCUUGCUAAAAAAAAAAAAACCCUGCAAACCUCUCACACCUGGAUCUUAAGGCACUCUCUGGCUGUGAUUACUUUUAGUAAUCAGUGCAUCACACAGCGCCUGUCACCCCUGGCAGCAAAUCCAUCAUAUUAGCAGAAAGGUCAUUCGGCCUUUAAAUGGCACUCUGAGAGCAAAGUAAUUGUUCUUAAAGGUUCUUGAAAUGUGGAGGCAGCAGUGAGACGACUCGGCGCACUGUGAUUAGAAAUUGAGAAUAACGUGUUGAACAGAUUGAUUCCAUGACAAGUGGUAACAAUUCGCAUGUAGCUCCCUGAUCUGCACCCCUGUCCAGCUGAUUGCUUGGUGUUUGCAGACACACACAAACACAAAAGCUAUGCUUAAUGCAUAAUUUCCCUUCAACUCCUUUCCUCUGUAUGAUGGAGAGUGUGCAGGUGAGAUAGAUAUUGUGGGCGAGCAGGCUGAGUUAGCCACUUUAUCUGCUGUGAAACCAUCCAGUUAAAAUAAAUUCACUUAGCAUUCAGAUCCUUUGUGGGUUUCUCAGAUAUUUUUUCUGAUGUAAUUUGAGCUGCCACACUUCAGUGGAGGAAACCGUUUGAAUGAACGUGCACUCAUGUAUGUGUAGAUCUGUCAAUAUUGGCGAUAUUUUGAAUCUUAGAUUGGAUGUAUUUUUUUUUAUGCAAGAAGAUUGGAAAGUAAUUUAACAUAUUCAUGUGUGGAGACGUGCUAUCUAUUAUCAGGCCAGUUUGUUAUGUAAUAAACAAAAAACUGAGGUGACAAGAACGAUAAUGUGUAAUAUGCUUGAUAUAAUCAGUGUCUGUUUUGCUUUCAACAAAGGCUCAUUGUCAGAAAAUGCGCUUCAAGAAACAAACGUUGUCUCUGGUUGCACAAGUGAAAAUUAGAAAUGUCCUGGUGCCUAAUAGCAGACUGUUUUUUUUAUUUAACACAGAGAGCGAGAGGAGCGUUCACCCUUCUUCAUUCAGUGUUUUCAUGUUGUGUGGUAUGUUAAAAUGUUGUGCCUACGCCCCAGCUCGGUGUCUUUUGAUAGGUUUGAUGAAUCAAUGAACCGAAGACAUGAAUCAAAGAUUAUAAAUGGCGAUGGGAUGAUUAGAUAUUUGUAGGGUUCUCUUUGGGUUGAAGUCUCACAGUUUUGAGGAUUUUACUUGCAAUUUUGUUGCAAAAGGGGCUGCCUCACGUUUGUAUAAAUUUAACUGUAAAUAAGACGCAGUUAUAACAUGUUGUGUAAUAUAACUGGUGACUCUUAUCAAUAAUAUAAUUUCUCAUUUCUUUUCAUGUUACACAAAGUUUUUAGGAUAUAAUCUUUUCAUCAGUAAGCAAAGUAUUUGAUCGCAAUAAGAAAUCAUCUCAGAUGUGAACCUGUAUUAUUCUGUCUAAUGAAGUCUUUUUGGAUGUUUUCUUUAAGGAAUAGUUUGACAUUUUGGGAAAUACUCUCAGGUCUGCAGGAUAAAUAUUAAAGGACCAGUGUGUAAGAUUUAGAGGGAUAUUGGCAGAAACUUAAGAUAAUAUUCAGAAGUAUGUUUUCAUUAGUGUAUAAUCACCUGAAAAUAAUUGUUGUGUUUUUGUUCCCUUAGAAGAAGGCCUUUUGUAUCUACAGAGGGAGCAGGUCCUCUUCCACAGAGAAGACCAUGUUGUACCACCAUGUUUCUGCAGUAGCCCAGAAUGGACAAACCGGAGUCUGGCUCUAGAGAGGGCCUUUGGUAUUUUUCGUAGGUUUAGCGGCCAGUGUAGGUUCUCUUACAUGCUUGGAACAGGAGGGUUAUCAGUAGGUUGGAAUCUGUAGCCUCACCACUAGCUGCCCCUAAAUGCUACACGCUGGUCCUUUAAGCUCCCACCAGCAGGUAAUUAGCUUAGCUUAGCUUAGCGUAAAGACGUGAAACUGGGGUGAAACAGCUAGCCUGGCUUUUUCUGCAGGUAACAAAAUCCGCCUACCAGCACCUCUGGAGCUCCCUAAUCAACACCUUAUAUCUUAUUUGUUUACAUUGGUUUUGCACCUGGCUAUUUCCUGGACAGGGACUCCACAACAUUUUCCCUUCCAGUUUUUUCUCUUUGGUUUUUGGAAAGAUCAAGCAAACCUCUUCAUUAGCAUUAGCUUUUCAAGUUUGUGAUUGUUUGUUUGUUUUUUCAAUGGACAAAACCAGGAUAGAUGUUCACUCUUUUCUGCUCUUUAUGCUAAGCUAAGCUAACUGGCUGCUUAGGUAGCUUCAUAUUUACCUUUUAUUAUACCUUUACAUUAAAAAUAUCUUUAAAUCUUAGGUGUUAUUCUUAUGGCCUAAGCACGAUGUCAUGGGUGUACAGGUCUGAGUUGUAUCGACACUCAGUGAGAAAAUACUUUGACUUUGUGGUUUCAUGUGUUGAAUGAACCUUUCAUUUCUCUAUCUUAAUAUUUUUGGGGGUUUCCCAUAAAAGAGUAUUCCACUGAUUUAACAUUGCACUUCUAUAACAUCAGCGGACUCUAGUUUUUUUGUUUUUUUGUUUUUUUAAGUAUAAAAAUUGAUGCGGCAGAACCAGAGAUGUUAUUGUUUUUAUUCCAUUCAUUCUUCUUCCUUGUCAAAACCUGCGUGUAACAUUUUAGUCUGACAUUUGAAUGUGUUAUGCUAGUAGCAGAUAAUGUAGCCUCAAGCCGCUAGCCUCGAGCAGAGGUGACGAGUGGGCUACAGAGGCCUGGUGAGUGCUCUUCUUCAGAUCAUUUUAUUUUAAUUUCUCAGCCUUCUUGUGGCACAAAAAGCUUUAUACAACUUUUUUUCCCACAUAAGCACUAGAGUGUAGUACUCCACCAACACCUUUAAACAGACCUUGAUGUUGCAAAUUUGUGAGGUUUCCCUUAAAGAAUCAGAAAAUGUGAACUUCCUCAGAAAUGUGACUGUAUAUCAAAUUCACAUUUGAAAUAUUUUACUUAGUAUUGUCUGUUGGACCUCCUAUAGUUUCAUAUCAUAUCAUCCCAUCUUAUGUUUCAUAAAUGAGAGGUUUUCACCGUGAGAAUAAUAUGUAAAAUCUAAAAUCCAGUGUUAUGCCUCUUGAUUAUAUUUUGUCUCAUGUCAUUGAUUCAGUGUUUGCCAGGCUGUCAGCCUUUCAUUCACCCCCAAACAAUAAAAUAUAAUAAAGUCAAUGGCCUGGUUCAAAAGAAGGCCUUUACUUGUUUUUCUGUGACAUCCAGUGUACAACAAAGUAAAAUAAACAGGCAGUUAUCCUGUGACUCUGCUGAAUUACAUGUUUCAGCAGGGCAAUCGAUGCAGUGUGUCAAGAGGCAAUUUGACAUUCUGAAAACGUGUGUGUGUGUGUUGAGGUGAUGAAUUGAGCUUUAACAAGCAGGUAAACGGUAAUGUGAUGUCCUCCUAUAAUUUGUAAAUCUUCACAUAUUGAUGAGAUGGUAUACCAACUCAUCAAUAUGCAUUUAUCUGCAAGAUGUGGACAGGAUUAUUUGUAUGCCAGCACAGUGAGGGUCUAAUGAAUCUCUGUAAGGGGCCGUGUCGACCACAUGAGGGUCCCUCAGAGAAGAACAUUUAAAAUAAUGAUGUUGACAGGGUUUGAGACAUGCAGCAUGUGAUUUCUCAUAUCUCACCACUUCAGCUUGACAUCUGAAAUACUCCUGACUUGUUUUGUGGCUUUAGCAGUUGUUGUGUGUCUCUGCUUCUAUCUAGUAAAGUUUCUUGACUAUGAA